UUCCAUCACUACAGCCCUUCCUCUACUUCACCGUAUCCAGUAAUUAUCUACAUCACCAUUAAGCAAAUUGAGCCCAUACUAUGCUGGGUCCGUCCAUUGGCAUACAUAUCCACCGAGGUAGACUCUCAAAAGCCUGCAAGAGGUGCAGGGAUAGGAGGCUACGGUGCGAUCUCCAGCGGCCAAGCUGUAGCUCAUGUAUACGCGCCAACACACCGUGUACAGGUUAUCGAGACACGGAAACGGUUCGCAUCAAUGACCAGACCGAAUCUGUGCGGUCCAAAGCAUUAGCUCCGAAGAACGAGACCAAUGCAAAGCAGCCUGGAGCACCUUCGAAGUUUACGCACUUUCCACAAGACCUCCAAGUCCUGGGACGGAGCAUGUUCUUCUCCUACUAUGUCGCAGACUUUAGCCGAACGUGGGACUUCUUGUACGCAUACCAAGACCCGCAGGUUGUACCCGAGCAUCUGACACUGGGCAUCGACGCCGUCAGCCUAGCCUUUCUCUCACAUCAAGUCUCUUCUCAAGCAGCAAGAGACCUAGCCAGGAGAAAGUAUAGCGCCGCAUUGAAAAGGUUUAAUAGAGCAUUGCAGGAUCCAGAAACUGCUCGCAAACCAUCCACAUUCGAGAGUGCGCUCUUAUUCGACCUCUUUGAAAAGAUCAUGAAGUCAGAUGCUGAUGUGGAUGUAUCGAAUUAUGCGCAUGUCGAAGGAGCGCUUGCCCUAGUUAAGCUACGAGGCAUCGAGCAGUUCCGCGAAGGAACGGAACUGAGAGCUUUGUUGGGUCUCGCGUUGAGCGCGACGAUAUAUGCCCUGAGCACCGGCAAUCCGAUUCCCGAGGUCGUUCGAGGAAUCAGGAGACAUGCUGCGCAAUUUGUUGAUACGUCAUACCCCAAGUGGAGACUAAGCGACGUUAUACUAGAAGUCACCGAUACAGAGGUUGAGAUGCUAUUCUCUCGCUCAGCGUCAUCGUCCCUUUGCGCAAAGAAUAUAGAGGAACGGAAAUUUAUCUCUGGACAUGACCCAAGGAGGAUUGUUCCAGACGGAUUCUUCCCCCUUUACGACGUGUAUCCCAACCGAAUGGUUACGCAGAUGUGGAAUGUUCUGCGCUUAACUCGGAUCCUGCUCUGCGAGCAAGUUGUAGAUAGCUUAUCGUCUGUGGAAGAUGAAGACGCCGAGCAUAUAAUUGAACGCGCAAAGCUCACGAUCACAUCUAUGAUCCGCGAGAUUCUCGCCUCCGUCCCGCAAAUGACGAAUUGCGACUUCGCUGCUCGACAUAAAUUGCCCAAGGACUCUCUGCCAGGUCGUCAUACACAUACCAUGUCGCACUUUCUCGACGUCUACAUCCUCAUCUACGCUCUAUACAUUGUAGCAUGGUCUCGUAACUGUCCUCCAGUAGCCCGGGACUGGACCAUGAGCCAGCUCAAUCACAUAUCCGAGCACUUCGGGAUCAAAGAAGCUUCCAUUGUCGUCGGCAUCCUGCGCCAGCAAAAAACGCAGAGGGAUCCAGUUAAUUUAUGGUACGUGUACGCCCUUCUUGUAUACUUUGACCUAUGCAGUGUAGUUAGCACGUAAUGCUGAGGGUACGCAGUGUGGCAGGCUCAUCAUCAUGUGUUUUAUCUCGGUUUUCCGUAAGAAUCAAUGCUAACUUCGGUGUAGGAUGGAUGAACCACGGGAACUGCGCCCUUGGAACGAAGUAGGAACGGUGCAUUCUCAACCAUGCGAGGAAGUUCGUGCAGACCCAUGGCUUGUCUAUAGACUUCUUGGAAGUUAUGCUUUUGCUGCCACGUAAAU
This is a messenger RNA of Lindgomyces ingoldianus, 1790 nucleotides long. RefSeq lists its product as uncharacterized. NCBI's taxonomy places the organism in Eukaryota, Fungi, Ascomycota, Dothideomycetes, Pleosporales, Lindgomycetaceae. Gene Ontology annotation, biological process: regulation of DNA-templated transcription. The transcript is spliced from 4 exons. The coding region runs from base 81 to 1571 and encodes 496 amino acids. Gene Ontology annotation, molecular function: zinc ion binding; DNA-binding transcription factor activity, RNA polymerase II-specific. The record is from RefSeq and is a predicted model, not a curated record.